UGCAGACGUGCGCUUAGUUGCUCCGCAGUCCCUGCGCCGGGUCUGUUUGUGCCUGGCUGUCGUGGGGAUUGGUCCCACCGUCACCGCAGGGGAAAAGGUUCUCCACUCUCAAGCCCGUCACUUGAGUCCGAAACCCAAAAGUAGUGAAGUUUUCUACCUGAGGAACGCAGUUCAGAAGUUCGUUGAUGAUACGGCAAAAGGUACAGGAAGUCAAGUGGAAUGGUGGGACAUAUCUGCGAGGCAAGACGAGAUCAAACUCACCAUCGAGUACCACAGGUACAAAGUAGACCUGACGGCUGGGACUAUCAUGUAUGCCAACCCAACAGUGCAGAGGUCCGUCAAAGAACUCUAUCAAGAGGACUUUCCCAACGAUUCUGAAAAGAAGGGAGCAUUUGUGCUAGUCAAGAAACUACCCGUCAAUAACAGGUACUCCUGGAGCACGGACACUGCACUGGUAUCCAACUAUCUGAUCAAGGUUAACGUAUCGCCCCCUCCUAAAAUGGGCCUGAAAAAUGACGUGAAGGAAACGUUACUUCUCGACAAAGAUGAAUACAAAAGUGUGGACGUACCCAAGGAGUUCCAGGCCAGUAGAAGCGAAGUGGUGCAUCCAGGCACGACGCUCAAGGCAAGGGUUGUCAUCAACGAAACUGUUACGGAAUACCCUUGGGCCGUUGAGGUAACCAUCAAAGGAUGCAUAGCUGUGAAAUAUCGGCAGCCGGUAGCUGGGAAGCUGCUGCACUGCUACCCCGUGAGUAACCUGGUGGCGCAAGAGAAAUUACUCACACGCACUCCAGAUACCAGAAUCGUUAAGUUUACGGCAAAGGGCAAGUUCUCCGCCGUUCAGCAUUCGGGUAUCAAAGUAGAAGUGGAGGAAGAGGAUACUGGAGCGAUCGACUGGGGACCGUCCAGCGAUGAUGAAGAUGAUGAAGAAGAACAAUAAAACACGUAGCAGUGCGCGUGCCUUGUAAGAACA
Molecule: messenger RNA, 973 nt
Organism: Ornithodoros turicata
Lineage: Eukaryota; Metazoa; Arthropoda; Arachnida; Ixodida; Argasidae
Exons: 5
Coding region: 308-940 (210 amino acids)
Source: RefSeq, a predicted model, not a curated record